AUGGGCGAGCACAACCUGCUGAACCCCGGCUUCGUGGGGCCGCUGCUCAACAUCCACACGGGCGACGCCUUCUACUUCCCCAACUUCCGCGCGUCGGGCGCGCAGCUGCCGCCGCUGCCGUCGCUGCCGUACCCGCGGCGGGACAACUUCGCCUCGCUGCCCGCCUGGGCGCCCUCGGAGCCGUGCGGGCCGUACCCGCAGCCCUGCCUGGGCUUCGGCCGCGCCUGCGAGCUCGCCCGCGCCGAGGACGCCAAGUGCUGCUACCGCGACGGCGACAAGGGCCGCGAGGGCCGGGACCCCGCGCCGCUGCUGCCGCUGGAGCCGCCGCCCGCGGGCAGCGCCGCCGGCGCGGGCAACGCGGGCAACGGCGGCGCGCCGGAGCCGCCGAGCUGCGCGUCCCUGGAGUCCGACUCGGGCUCCUCGCUGCUGGCCGAGGGCAAGGGCGACGCGCCCGCCAUGGUGUCCCCGCUGAGCGCCGCCGGAGCGGGUGAGGCAACGGGCGCGCCCUGGUACCCGCUGCACACGCGGGCGCGGAAGAAGCGCAAGCCGUACUCCAAGCUGCAGCUGGCCGAGCUGGAGGGCGAGUUCCUGGUGAACGAGUUCAUCACCCGGCAGCGCCGCCGCGAGCUCUCGGACCGCCUGAACCUCAGCGACCAGCAGGUGAAGAUCUGGUUCCAGAACCGCCGCAUGAAGAAGAAGCGGCUCCUCCUCCGCGAGCAGGCGCUGGCCUUCUUCUAA
Motacilla alba alba is the source of this 738-nucleotide messenger RNA. It is a transcript of the gene HOXC12, whose product is annotated as homeobox C12. The record is from RefSeq and is a predicted model, not a curated record. NCBI's taxonomy places the organism in Eukaryota, Metazoa, Chordata, Aves, Passeriformes, Motacillidae. Bases 1 to 738 code for a protein of 245 amino acids. Gene Ontology annotation, biological process: regulation of DNA-templated transcription. The transcript has 3 exons. Gene Ontology annotation, molecular function: DNA-binding transcription factor activity, RNA polymerase II-specific; sequence-specific double-stranded DNA binding.